Molecule: messenger RNA, 1854 nt
Organism: Solanum tuberosum (potato)
Lineage: Eukaryota; Viridiplantae; Streptophyta; Magnoliopsida; Solanales; Solanaceae
Product: putative F-box protein At4g38870
Exons: 1
Coding region: 358-1527 (389 amino acids)
Molecular function (GO): protein binding
Source: RefSeq, a predicted model, not a curated record
CAGAAGAGGAUAUUUGGAAAUUGGCCAAGUCGUACUACUUCACUUAGUUGUGUGUCCUCAAGACUACAUCAACUUAAAUUAUAGGAGAGCUUAGGAGGUUAAGCUUGGAGAAGAGGAAACCAUUUUCACUAUGCAUUACUUGGAGACCAAGGAAAUUAAUACUUGUUGAUCAAGUUGAUGACAUAAGUAAAGCAAUGCUGUCUCUCUCUCUGGCAGCUAAUUAAUAAAUUAAGUAUCCAAAGUCUCAUCUUCAUUACUAUAUAAUACUAAUCUAUACUGGAGAUAUAGAAGAUGAGAUUAACAACUUAGAUCUUUCUUUCUUUCUCCCGUAUACGCCACAAAUUAAGCAGUUGAAGAAUGGACAGUGCAAUGGCAUUGAUGAGUUCCAACAUCAUGACUCUGCCUUGUGAAGUCUUGGUGGACAUACUCACUAGACUUUCACUCAAACAUGUCCACCAACUUCAAACUGUUUCAAAGUUAUGGUUCAAAAUCAUCUCUAGUCCACAUUUCAGAAAACUCUACAACAUGAAAUCCAUGACUCGUCCUCGAGCACGUGUAGUUCAAGUACCUGACACCAAGUGUUCACCGAACUGGGAAGUGAUUAGUCGAACCAUCAUUAUAUCGGCUAUGGACUUCAAUAUUGACAACAGUGAGAUCCAUGAAGAAUUCAGUUUUGAGGAUAUUAUUGCCCCUCAACACUCCUUCAUCAUAUCAUCCAAUCUCAUCAUUUUCAAUCACAAGGUAUGCAAUCCUACAACAAAAGAGAUCAUAGACAUUCCAAUAUCAAGUCAUCCAUCAAUUAGUUUCGAUGCUACGUAUAUCCCAUCCAACAAUACAUACAAGAUUGUCCAUUUAUAUGGUACCAAACCUGGCCAUGACUACACCUUCAACUAUGGUGGUAUCCCUCUAGAGUUCCGAUUUGAGACUCUUACACUACGAGACGGAGGACCAAUUCCUAGUUCUUGGAAAGCCCUGACACACCAAGGAUGGUUUUAUAGUAAGAUAGAGUCAACAUGUGUAAAUGGUGUAGUUCAUUGGUUGCUUGAAAGAGGACCUCAAAUGGAAAGGCGUAUUAUUUCAAUGGAUAUUGAAAGUGAGGAUUUCUUGAGUUCCAUUGGUUGCCCUAAUAAUCCAUAUGUGGAAGAGGCACCGAUAUUCGAGAAUGUCCAGUUAGCAGAUUUGAAUGGGAGGUUAUGUUUAGCUUACUACUCAGAAGAAUUAUUCAGGCUGGAUCUAUACAUUGUCAAGGAUCAGACGAACCAAGAAUGGGUAAAGGAACAUACUAUCAAUUUAUCAGGUAUGGGGAGUUGGUUCAAAAUAGUGGGGUAUGUACAAUUACAAGGUAACAAUGGAGACAUUGUUAUUGAUGGUAAACAACUUAUCCUCUACAACAUUGAAGAGAACAGGUUUAGAAGUCUACCUAGGCCUAAAAUGAAGAUUCAUAUUGGCUUGUACUUUGAUAGAUGUUUCAAGUUAGAAAGCACAAAACUAUCUAUGCAACCAACUGUAGAUUUUCUAUCUAAUUAAUGGAUCUUUGUAUUAAUGAACUUGUACUCUAAAUGGAUUUGAGUCUUCUACCUAGUGAAAUUUUAGCUAUGUAGUUCAUUGAAAAGGGAUGCAAAAUGGUUGAAAGAGACUUUGUUAAGGGAAAAGACAUUGUAAAACCAUUAAGUUAGUCAUAUGGAACUCUGUCACCUAAGAAGUAGAAUGUGGAGGUUUGGGUAUCAAGAAUCUAAAUAUGCAAAUAGGAGUCUCUUGAUGAGAUGGUUGUGGAGAUUUAGGGGGUCAUUUGGUAGCUGAUUAGGAGGUAAAUUGUUCAUGUAUUAAACUAUUGCAUAAGUAAUAUCAUGUUUC